GCGAUCGCGGCCGGGCACCGCCCCCCGCGCCCAUGGGCGCCCAGCGGCCGCGGGCGGUGGCAGCGCCUCCACGGGCGGCUGCGGGCAGGGCCUGAGCACGAAAGAAUGUUGGCACUUUUUUAUUAAUGAAGAGACCCACGUUAUCGCCAAUGUGCACGUGAAAUGGAAAGGGAACAUAUUAUGGAAAAGAGCUUCUGUUUCAACCUUGCAAGAUGCUGCGUGAAGUGUGUAAAGAAGUUUAAGUGACAGCUCUACUUGACCAAAAUGGUGGACACUGAAAACCAGCUCUAUCCGCUUACUCCCUUGGAGGAGGAUGAUAUAGGUAGCCCUUUAUCUGGAGAGUUUCUACAAGAGAUGGAGAAUAUUCAAGACAUUUCUCAGUCUCUAGGUGAUGAUAGCUCUGGAGCUUUAAGUUUAACAGAGUUCCAGUCACUGGGGAAUGGUCCAGGAUCUGACGGAUCAGUCAUAACAGACACCCUUUCACCAGCAUCCAGUCCUUCAUCCAUUAAUUUUGCCACAGCUCCAGGUAGCAUAGAUGAAUCACCCAGUGGAGCAUUAAACAUUGAAUGUAGAAUUUGUGGGGAUAAAGCCUCAGGCUACCAUUACGGAGUACAUGCUUGUGAAGGUUGUAAGGGUUUUUUUAGGAGAACAAUUCGAUUAAAACUUAUCUACGAUAAAUGUGAUCGCAACUGCAAAAUUCAGAAAAAAAAUCGUAAUAAGUGCCAAUACUGUCGUUUUCAAAAGUGCCUUUCAGUUGGAAUGUCGCAUAAUGCAAUACGUUUUGGACGAAUGCCAAGGUCUGAGAAGGCCAAGUUGAAGGCAGAAAUUCUAACAGGUGAAAGUUAUAUUGAAGAUUCAGAAAUGGCAGAUCUUAAAUCACUUGCUAAAAGAAUUCAUGAUGCUUACCUGAAAAACUUCAAUAUGAACAAGGUUAAAGCCAGAGUCAUCCUUGCAGGGAAAGCUAAUAACAAUCCACCAUUUGUUAUACAUGAUAUGGAUACCUUGUGCAUGGCAGAGAAGACCCUUGUGGCAAAACUGGUAGCCAAUGGAAUUCAGAAUAAGGAAGCAGAAGUUCGAAUCUUCCACUGCUGCCAGUGUACUUCUGUAGAGACUGUCACAGAACUUACUGAAUUUGCCAAAUCUAUCCCUGGCUUCUCCAAUCUUGACUUGAAUGAUCAAGUGACGCUGUUGAAAUACGGAGUUUAUGAAGCCAUCUUUGCUAUGUUAGCAUCUGUAAUGAACAAGGAUGGGAUGCUGGUAGCCUAUGGAAAUGGUUUUAUAACACGGGAGUUCCUGAAAAGUCUGAGAAAGCCAUUCUGUGAUAUAAUGGAGCCAAAAUUUGAUUUUGCAAUGAAAUUCAAUGCACUGGAAUUGGAUGAUAGCGAUAUAUCCCUUUUUGUCGCUGCCAUCAUUUGCUGUGGAGAUCGUCCUGGUCUUGUAAAUGUAGGACACAUUGAAAAAAUGCAAGAGAGCAUUGUGCACGUACUGAAACUUCAUUUGCAAACCAACCAUCCUGAUGAUACCUUCCUCUUCCCAAAACUUCUUCAAAAAAUGGCUGACCUCCGACAACUUGUCACAGAACAUGCUCAACUUGUUCAGAUAAUCAAGAAGACUGAAUCUGAUGCACAUUUACACCCUUUACUACAAGAAAUCUACAGGGAUAUGUAUUAAGGAUUUUUAGUAUUUUUUCCACAAUAUUUAAAGACAACAGCAAUAUUAAUAAUAGAUGGGAGCAAAACUACUCGGUUAUCGGCUGAUCACUCAGUUCAGUGCGUGAACAGUUUAAAAGCUAGGUAACUGGAGUGCUACACUUUUGGUUUGGGUUCUUUUCUCUUUUGAAAGAGUUCUGCAGAAAAACACUGAUUAUAAUGCUCAUGAAGUGUCUUGCAGCGGUUCUUUUAUUUGGAAAUCUGAAGAUUGGUAAGGAAUUCAUAUUUGUAUAAUAAAUCAGAAUGCUAAGUAACAGAAAUGAAAAAAAAAUACAUAUAUUUCCUCUUGGCUUAGUCAUUUAGAGUUAAAAUAACAAAUUCAGCAAAUUCUUUCCAGCUAUAUAUACAUGAAGAUUACACAUUCUUGGCUAACGGUAAUUACUGAGAACCAACUAAUGAUUUUUCUUAAAGGCAGUCAGUCUAGGUGUAUCAAAUGGUUUGAUAUUAUUGCAUAUACACUUCUAAAAAUUUUGAAAGACUUUGAUGUGCCACUGCUUGAAUUUCAUGAAGUGCAGUAGAGCUUCAUAUAGUAUGACAUUGGUGUACCUUGGGAUUAGCAUGUUGAAAAGUACUUUUGAGAAAUUAAAUAAAAUCCUAAGUGGUAUCUAAAGUACAACAGAUAUGCUCCGUUCAGAUGUUUCUUGAAGAGUAAAUGUGAUAAGCAAAGGAACCCUUGUCUGGAAAGGGUUUUAAGGAAAUACAAAAAUGUCCUUGGGGAAAAAUAUGUCAUACUAUGUGUAUUUUGGAGAACUUGUAGUAGCUCAAGAUGCAGUUUUGGCUUAAAGUUACAAUUUUGAAUUAAUCUGAGUUUUGGAGAGACUGAAAAAUCUGAUCCUAGUACAGAAAUAAAUAAUUUCAACUGCACAGUACUCCAGUACAGUGAUAGCUUUUCAGUGAUCAUUUCUGAAGAAAAGAUUAUAUAAGAAAAGCACUUUUUCUUGUCCUGUAUUUUGGCAGUAUAGAAUCUUUGGAACUUGUUUACUUUUCUGAUGAGUACACUAUUAUGUUUUUUCUUUUUUCAGUUAUCCUCUCAGAUAUAUUUCUAUUCUUCCAUAGGCCUUGUCCAUACAGGUAAUAGCUAGAUUAUUUCACCAAGUUUUGUCCUUGUCCUUACAACCAUAGUGGAUGAGGUGAUGGUAUUACCAAGAGUGGAGUUUGUUAAUUGUGUAAUAUGAAAGAGAGUACAGUCGAGAGUACCUGAGGGCAUAUGGUGGUUUUACAAGAGUACUUAUUCUUGAUGCAACAUAAGCCAAAAGGAAACUGCUUGACUUCGGUAUUUACAGGGUCCUUUAUCAGAGAUUAAUGCACAAAAUGUGAAAGCAAAUACUAGUUGCAUGCAAAGCACUGUACUAUUUCUUUUUCUUGACAUUUUUUAAUUUCCUUUUUAUUGGUAAUUUCCUGGUAUUUCUACAUAAAUUCCUAUAUAAUACUGGUAAUUUCCUUUUAUUAUUCCCUUAUUUUACUCUCAGUUUCAUAACACAAAAUAAUCAGAAGCCAAUCUUAGUAUUUUCACAAUAGUUAAGCUUUCAGUUGCACAGGAGAACACAUUGUGCUUGUUUUAUUGUAGCAUGUUCGAAGACUUCAGAAUCUUAAACCUUUACUGAAACAAAUAAGUUGGAUAAAGUGAGAGCAUCAUAAAAUGAGGCUUAUUUUUGUCACGACAUUUGUUUUUUAAAGGCCCACUGGCAUGGCUAAACACUGACUGGUCAAAUUACAGAUUUGAAAAUAAUUUGUUCUUUAUCUAGGUGAUGGCCAUUAGCACAGGUCUUAGUGUGAAAUACUAAAGCAUCAGCCUUACAUUUGGUGACCAUCUAAGGCAGGAUAGGAGCAAUAGAUGCAUAUGCACAAAACUCCCUCACCUUCCCUGUCAACUACCUUCUGCUCUCCCCAGCUGGGUCUUAUAAGCAUUAUGUUACAAGUACUUCUAACACUUAAUUAAGAGAAGUUUGUUUGUCUUACCAGGAAACAGUGGAUGAGAAAUGUGUUGUUGUCUGUCUUGCAGCAACAUACAGUAUGCCCUCAGAAACAACAAGAGGAUUUUAGCAAUGAUGCUGCUUGAUUCUUCAAUUCGGCCUUGCCUUACUAUGGGCUGUGGGCUUUAGGCCAUGGAUAUGCUCUACUGCUUACUCCAAUAAAAAAAAAAAGUGUCAAAAUGUCAUGAUGGCAUACUAAGGAUCUGUACAUGUGGCAUGGCAUCCAUCUAUAGGAAGUGUGUAGUGCAGUGCUUAGCACACUCAGCGCAGCUGAUGGCAGUCUAAAUUCUAACUUUGGAGACUAAUAGCAAACUGUCUUAAGCUGAGUCUUAAAUGCAAGCUGCAUUUUUUUCCCCAAAACUCAGAUGUGGGCAAAACGCAAAUUUGAAAGUGCUGUUCCAUUGUUUGCAUGUACUGAAGUUUCUCAUUAAAAACAAACAAACAGACACAAUCACUGCAGACAAAAUGUAUUUUCUCUGUUCUUGUUUUCAAAAUUGGCUAAAACACUUUACUGAAACUUUUCAAAAACAUGGAAAAUUUAAUAAUGAAUACUUAACUUUGGCAAAAUUAUGAAGAAUUGAAAACAGCAUUGUUCAGUGGAAAGCAUAAUGCAGCUGCUCUGUAAAAGGAUCCCACCAUACGCUUUAGGAAAGUGAGUAAUUUGUGUUUUUCCUAUUCUGGAUGCAUUUUCUUUUUUUUAUUAUUUAAAAAAGCAUGCAUAUUUUUAAUAAUUCCUUGGACAAUGGCAUUUGAUUUCUGUUUUAAAUUAAAUCAUGGACCUUUAAACAUAUGGAAAGAACACAUUGUGAAUUACAGAAAUAUGAAUGAAAUGUUAAUGUAGCCUAAAAUUCUGGAUAAAUUCCGCUGUCUGCAGGGUUGCAGUGUGCACAUAUCCACAGUAUCUUCGAAGAAUGACACAGAGCAGACAAUUCACUUCCUGAGUGUUAAUGUACAAAAGAAGUUCUUAAUUGCAACAUUACACAUCUAAUAAAGCGUACUAACAAAGUACACAUCGGCUACUUCUGUAGAUGACUGCAGUAGGCAUUUGCCAACCAGAUGUCAACAAAUGACUCCAUUUGUGUUCAUUUUCUGGAAUUUUGGAGUCUGCCAAGUUUUAUAUGUAUUACUGAGGAGCCUUCAGCAUCUCCACCUUUUAGAGAUUGUCUAAUAUUUUAAUCUAUGGAGGGAAAUAAAAUGAUCAGAUUUUAGGAUAAAGAUUUGUUAAAGGCUUACUGGCUUGUUAUGUAUAGUUUUGAUCUGAUUCAUACCUACACUAAGUUAUUUUAAUAUCAUAGCACUGAAGAGCCCUGGUUAGGCACCAGGUACCCACAAAUAGCUUAGAAAAAGAGACCACAAGCGGAUAGAGAAAAAUCCUAGGGAGCAAUGGUACAACUUAACGUUUUCAACAAACCUACAACCUAUUCAAUUUUUAGGGUUGUUUGUUUUUUUGCUUUAUUGGGAUCCAAGAGGUACUUUGAUAGAGGGGAGGGAAAACAAACAAACAAAACAAUUUGUGUCAAACAUUAGGGAAAUCUAAUAUUCAUUUUUACAUCUCUAAUAUUUUGUUUAAAGGUGUGCUAUUUUCUGUGCACAGCUGUCCUUAAAAAACAAAAAGUUACAUUGUACCUGUUAAAUUUCAGAUGUCCACUUUCAUUUUAAAAAACUAAUUGUCUGGCAAUAGACAGGAAUGCUUUCCACUUACAGAAAUUGAAUCUUUCUUGGCAUUUAAAGAAUUUUUCUUUUUUUUUUUUUUUUUUUUAUUUAAUUGCCAUUUCCAUGUGCCUUUGUGCUUUGGUUCUAGCCAGCUGCUAGAAAGCUGAAGUGUUGCCAAAGAGCAUAUUUUAGCUUUAUUUCUGGCCUGCACAGAUUUAGGAAAUACCAGCAGUUGCACUAAGUCCGUUCUCAUGAGAGAGCUAGCACAAGUUUGCAAAUCAAAGAGCUUAUAAUAAGCAUCUAAACAUUUGUUUGUUUAUUCAAACUGCUAAAGCUUUGGAGAUUUACUCAUCACGAGAGCUGGGUCACAUAAUAUUAAAUUUGAAUUUCCUCCUUAUUUCUAAUGGAAAGCCUGGACAAGUUAGCAUCUAUGACAGAGAAACUGGAGGUUACACCAUAGCUGCCUCUACUCUGUCUGAAGAGGAACAAUUUCAGCUCUGUCUCUCCUUAAAAGCAACCAUGUUACUUAGUUGAAAAUCUGCAACUGCAUUUAACAAAUGCAUUUGCAGCUGUUGAGAUAUUACUUAAGCAUAAGUUCUUAUAAAUAAUGGUCCUUCCCUGAAAACCCUAAUCCUUUAGUAAGUGUUGAUAUGUAAGGUGUAGUAUGGUAUCUGAUACUUGCUUAUAUCUCAAGUGCUUUCUUGAUAAUAAGUUGCCUUUUUGUUUUUUUUAGUCUAGAUUGAAUCAGCUUUGCUAUCCUCUUACUAGAGAUUUAAAUUAUAUGUGGGUUUGAUCUAAGAGUAUUGAUAAUAUUAUGUACUGUGGGAUAUUUUAAUUUAAUGUAAUACUGUUUCUUCAUGUUUCAAUUUGUAAAAUAACAAUAUAAUUGCAAGGUAUAAACUUUCACUAAAUUAUAUUACAGAGGUGCUUUAAGAAAAAUAUGUAAAUUAUUUAAUUUAAAUAUGUGUUUCGUACUUUAUCUUGUGAACCGUUUUGUACAGUGAGGAAAGAUUUACUUUUAUGGGUAAGGAUGGUGGGCCUGAAGUCAAAGACAAACAGCUGUUUAUUCCCGUGUAGUCUUUAUUCCUCUAUCAUUCGUGAAGUAUCAGAAAUUCUGCAACUUACCAAUUAUUGGUAUUGAUAAUUGUAACCAAAUUUUAAAAUGUACUUUCACAUAGAACAUAGACUUCAUUUUAUUUCAUCUUAAUAGAAGUAAGUCUAGGUUAGGAAGAGCUCUAAUUUCAAAACAGAGUUAAUAUUAUCAAUGUUUUAACUCAAGUUCACCAACAGUAAAGAUAAAUAAGUUCAUCUUUGCUUUACAGCACAGUAUAGUAGUUUAUUUUCCUCAAAAGACUGAAAAGAACUAAAAAGAGGUAGAUUCUCUAAGUACUGCAUUAUUGUUAUUUUCUGAGAAAUUUUUUUCUCUGAGAAAUUUUACUAGAAAUAAUGUAUAUUGAUAAUUAUUUCCUUUUAUCUGCAUGGAGGUUGAUCUGCAGUUCUUAUAGAUGUGUUUUUAAAAAGUAAUUUGGCAGUGCAAAAUAAAACACAGGAAAGCCAAUAAUGGUAUUUCAAUAGGAGUGUUCCCUUUACAGUUUUAAGUAGAGAUGAAUUCAGAGCCUUUUCAUGGGUAUUCUGUGUCCUGUGAUUCAGGUGUGACAAUAUGUGCCUCCAGUGCUCCCGCUAAUGAAUCCUGGUGUAGGAGCAAAAUGUACCAGGAAUGUUCCUGCGAUGAUUUAUACUUACUGUAUCUUAUUUUUAAUAGAUAAAAUUGUAUUUCCCAAAUUGCUGCAGCUUGAAAUUUUUACUUGGUCAGCGUUAUCAUGCAGGUAUGUUGUCUAUUACGAUGUUUUUGUCAAAUUUUUUAAAGCUCUACUGAACUUUCUUGUGGUAACCUACAGCUACUUUUCUGAAUUUCUUAAGCAGCAAUGGAAAAAACACAACCUGUAAAAGGUACCAUCAGAUAUAUCACUUUACAUUGCAAAUAUGUGAUCUAAAUUCACUGUUAACUAAGCCCGUCCUGGGCAAGGGUAUUCCUCUUCUGUUUUCCCUAAAGUGCUUACAGUUCUUAAAGCUUUUUCAGUUUCUGAAGCUGUUUUUUUUUCCUUUCCAUCUUUCCCUUGAUCUUCUUGAUUGUACUAGUGCUAUCUUGUCAGAUGCCUCUGCAAGGAUGUUUGAAAACAGAAUUUCUACUGCAGGGACCUCAAUUUCAGAUGAGCUGAAAUUUGAGGGAUAGGCUACAUGCACAAAAGAGAUUAAGCUCAUUACAGGCUCGGCUUUAAAUAAGGACUGGACCGCAAGAUCAGGUGUAAGGUACUUAAAGCCAUUUUUAAGUAUUUUGGUGUAUUUUCUCAGGUUGGGUAUGCAUGUACAGUAAUCCCUGUUAUGGAAGAAAAGCGCAUAAUCAAUGCAAAAAGUUUUAUGGCAUUCUUUACCCCUGAAAGAAAAAAAAAUGGUGGUGGAAAAUAUUAACCAACCAAAAUACUGGCAACAUGCAAAUAGUGUAUUCUCCUCCCACUGUGUAGGAGUGUAAACAUUCAAUAUUGAUGUGCAGCAGGAAUUGUAAGAUUAGCAAAACUGCUCGGUGAUUCAUAUGCAAAUAACCACGCCGAGUGCUGUUCACAUCCAGACUUACUACCUCUGCACAUUCGCAUACUACAGGUAUGUUUUGCCACAUAAUAGCUGGCUAGUGUAGGGAUUGCCUUCAUGAAAACACAGUGCCUUUGCCCUUGUUCUAUGAUUCCAUGCCCUCCUUCUUGUUAGUACUGCUGCACCGUUGAGGGCUGUUAGUGAUGCUGUGUGCGGGUGCUCACCACGAGCUCCCUUGGGCAGCUCUUCACUGAGCAGACUGAUGAUGUGCGUCCUGUGGUGCAGAGAAGGGGAGGAAGCUGCUUCUGAGUCAUUCACCCUGCUCCCUAGACAAAUGAAUCCUGUGGGAUGGCGGGAUGUGUGAAGCCAUGUAUCCACAAAUAUUUUUCUCUCAUUUCAGAAGUGGACAAACAUUUAUGGCUUUAGUUAUUUCUUUAGUAAUAACACAGCUAAUCAAAGUUUUAGUGUUACAGGUUUUAAGAACACCCCUUUUUACUGUUUGACAUCUGGUUUAUCAGCUUCUCAGAUGAGCUGCAUUUCAUAUUGCUCCUGCUAUUUCACAAUUUUUACAAUUGCUCUUUCUUUAGGAAUAUAACAACAGUUUAAUUACAUCAUGAUGUUAAAACACUUUAUCAUGUCUUAAAUUGUCUGUUAUCUGAUAUGACACAAAAAAAGCACAUUUUGGUUAGUGUUGCCAAACUCUGAUAAGUAGAGCUAACAAGUGUUUAAUUAUAUCAAUCAAGAUAUCAAUAUUAAAGAAAAAAAAUCAUUGUUUCCAGCCACCUUUUUUAUUUUUAUAGGAGUUUUUGGGUAUGUUUUGUUUUAAAGAGCAGACAGUUCUUGCAGGGAGUAGUCAAACCUAAUUCUCAUGGAAUGCAUGUUUCCAGUAAAAUACCACUAAUUCAAGCCGAGUUCCCAAGUUUCUUUCUGUCAGAGCAAUGCAAAUGACAUUUUCAAGAAAGAAUGGAAGCCCUGGUCUCACAGGGAUUUGUAGGAAAGACAGUCACUCACUUGUGUAUGUAAAAAUUACAUAUAGCUAAAUAUGAUAAUGGAUUCUCAAAUGUUACCAGCCUACUGAUCGAGAAUGAAAAAACUUGAACUAAACAUUUUUCUUCUUUUUUACAUUCUGAUUUUUUUUUCACUUCUUAAAAAAUAAGAGGUUGGAGUCAGUGUUUGUAUAGAGACUGGUAGGAACCUAUGUGCUUUAAAAAGAAAAAUGUCAUCCUGUAAGACUGAAUGUAAACACAGUUACUUUGAAAUAUGUUUUUGCCUUAAUGGUUUAAAAAAAUAAAGUAUUUUUAAAAUGAUAUUAA
This is a messenger RNA of Cygnus atratus (black swan), 9234 nucleotides long. RefSeq names its product peroxisome proliferator activated receptor alpha (gene PPARA). Gene Ontology annotation, molecular function: nuclear receptor activity; RNA polymerase II cis-regulatory region sequence-specific DNA binding; zinc ion binding. Gene Ontology annotation, cellular component: nucleus. Bases 265 to 1671 code for a protein of 468 amino acids. Gene Ontology annotation, biological process: positive regulation of transcription by RNA polymerase II; negative regulation of inflammatory response; cell differentiation. NCBI's taxonomy places the organism in Eukaryota, Metazoa, Chordata, Aves, Anseriformes, Anatidae. The record is from RefSeq and is a predicted model, not a curated record. The transcript is spliced from 8 exons.